AUGCGCGGCUCCCGAUUGGCUGGAGGCGCCGCCGCCGCCACCACCAACCCCGUGACAUGGGUGGGGCCUCCGCCACCCUUAGGCAUAGGCGCAAAAGGCGCCGCAGGGAGGAACAACAACGGGGCUCGAUUGGCUCAUGGUCCGGGAUCUGUCUUGGUGGAGUCGAAGCGGUUGUAUACGCCACAAGCAGAAAGAAAGAGAUUUUACAAGAAUGUUACCAUCUCCCAAGGUGAAGGUUGCAAGACAUCUUAUUACACAGAAACCACCUUGUGCAACACAGCUUUGGACAACCCGUCCCAGCGAAGUAAAGAUCAGCUCAUCCAAUCGGCUGUGAAAUUCUUAGAGACAGAUACCAUCUGCUACCGGGUGGAGGAGCCCCCUGCCUUGGAGGAGCUGCAGAGGAAUGAAUGGGAUCCAGUAAUCAAAUGGGCUGAGGACAGGUACGAGGUUGUGAUUGGUUCCUCAACCAGCAUCAUGGGCCCCAACAUCCCACAGCGCACCAAGGAUGUCUUCGUUAGCCACCUAGCAUCCUAUAACAGCUGGGCCCUCCAAGGCAUAGAGUACAUGGUAACACAGCUGAAAUCAUUGAUUCUCUCACUGGGCCUGCUUGACAAGCAUCUCACUGUGGAGGAGGCUGUCUUGCUCUCCCGCCUGGAGGAAGAAUACCAGAUCCAGCACUGGGGCCAUGUGGAAUGGGCCCAUGACUACGACAUGUACGAGAUGCGCGCGCGCACCGCGGCGGCCACCCUCUUUGUUGACCUUUGCUCCGGGAGUGCCACCGUCAAGCACAAGCUGCUCCAGGACUGAGGUUCUCGGAUGGAAGAGGGCCCAGAGAGAUCCGAAGGUGGCUCGGGAGGGCCCGGCUCUUUGGACUGCUGGGAUCGGAGGCCCUGCCCUGGCCCUGCCGAAGUCGACUUGGUGCUGAUGGCCUGUCGCCUCCCCUCUGGGUUUGAUGGGGUGUGUGACGGGGGAGCGGGGCGGAGAGGAUCAGCGUGUGGACAUCUUGGCGUCUCCUUCCUUCCCUUUGCUGCCUCUGACUGGCUUUUUCAAAGCGGUGCAUUUUAGCUCUCCUUCACUCCCUGGACUGCUCCUUUGACCUUAUUAGAUGUAGCUCCUUAAGCACUGUCUUCCUGAAUAAAGCUGCUGGGGGGGGGGAAUGAAAUUA
Messenger RNA from Pogona vitticeps (central bearded dragon), 1165 nucleotides. NCBI's taxonomy places the organism in Eukaryota, Metazoa, Chordata, Lepidosauria, Squamata, Agamidae. The record is from RefSeq and is a predicted model, not a curated record.